Striga asiatica is the source of this 597-nucleotide messenger RNA. NCBI's taxonomy places the organism in Eukaryota, Viridiplantae, Streptophyta, Magnoliopsida, Lamiales, Orobanchaceae. The record is from the annotation of a GenBank genome assembly.
AUGUCAGAAGGGGGCCUCGUUUCACUCGGUUCGCUCCGUCUACAUAGCGGUCACCAAGCGUUCGAACGAAUCAAGACAUACCUUGAAAAUCCUCCUAUUCUUGUCCCGCCAGUGCGGGGUCCUCCCUUCUCUUUUGAAAGCGGGUGGGGUAAACAACUAUUCUUUUCUCCAGUCAGACAAGAGCAGGUGCUGCCAGAAGACGAGGAUCCACAGGUCAAGGAAGUGAAGGAUGCUAUCUCCUAUCUAGAGGCUAGACGGGACGCAGUCCAAGAAGAGCUUCUGGAUUUGAGGAGGUAUGAGGUCUACAGUCCCAGCAUCUCCGGUGCCUCAGCGCAGAAGGAACGAGAGUGGUGCACUCUCAGCAAGCAGGUGGAAGUUCUCAAAGAUCUUCUUGAGGAAAUCCGCCCUAUCAAAGAAGAGACGUCCGGAGGUCAGAUCCUUGAUCUACAGCAGCAGCCAGAAGAGGCCACUCAGCUAAAGGACGACCGGUGGCAACACCGAGGUGACAGAGUCCUGUAUAAGGCCGAUUCUAGCCCACUGGAGCACAAAGAGAAACGGCCCCGCCAACAUUCAAAGAAACUCCGCCUAGACCGCUAA